AUGGACGUCGCAUCCUGUCCUGCCGGUUAUUCUCGGUUAAGCUGUGAAGGGUUUGCUGCACGAUACUCUGCUUCCCUGGAAUUCCUUCUGAAUGACACCGAUUACUUUCAGAUUAAACUGCCCUACUACGAAGAUUGCGGCACGCCUGGCCGUAAGAGCGGUGAAGACCUCACGACCGCAUGGAAGAGAUGCGCCGACGACUACACCUGCUCCACUCAAUGCGUCAACGCAUACGUGAACCGCUACAAGGGUGGAUGCUCAUCAACUGGCGAGGGAACUUGCCAAGUGAUGGCUCGUCUUCACAACGGAGGACCAUCAGGAUGCAAGAUUUCUGGCACUGAACAGUACUGGAAUGCUAUCAAGAAAUGCUGCGCAUGCUCAUAA
Cooperia oncophora is the source of this 384-nucleotide messenger RNA. The record is from the annotation of a GenBank genome assembly. Lineage: Eukaryota; Metazoa; Nematoda; Chromadorea; Rhabditida; Trichostrongylidae.